AGGACGUGGUGGAGAAAGAGGACGUGGUGAAGGAGGAGGACGUGGUGGAGAAAGAGGACAUGGUGAAAGAGGAGGACGUGGUGGAAGAGGAGGAGGAGGUGGUGAAGGAGGUGGAGGUGGAGAACGACGGCGACAAGGAAGGGGAAGAGCAAGGGCACGAAGACAGUCAGUCUCGGAUGAAAUUCGAGCCACUUUAGUUGACCAUGUCCUUGUCCAUGGGAUGACUAUGAGGGAGGCUGGGCAACGAGUACAACCAAAUUUGAGUCGCUUCACUGUUGCCUCCAUCAUCAGAACCUUCAGGGAGGAAAACAGGACACAGAGACGACCACCUGGUGGAGGCAGGUUAAGGCUUUUGUCGGAGGAGCAAGAGAGGGAACUUGUAAACAUGGUAAUUGCAAAUAAUGUAAUCCGCCUGCAAGAGAUUCAAAGGAGAGUGAUUGAGGAUGAUCAUCUUUUUCGAGGCAUAAAUGCCAUCAGCCUCUCCACAAUUGACCGCAUCCUCCGAAAGAAUCAAUUCCGGAUGAAACAGGCAUACCGAGUCCCUUUCGAACGAAACUCUGACAGAGUGAAAAACCAACGUGUGGAAUAUGUUCAGAGAAUCUUUGAGAUUGAAGGACGGCCUGUUCCCCAUGAAAUGAUCUUUGUGGAUGAGGCAGGUUUUAACCUGACCAAAAGAAGGAAAAGGGGGAGGAACAUAAUUGGCCAUCGGGCUAUUGUAAAUGUCACUAUACAACAUAUGUUCCAGCUGGACUACAGGGAACCAGCACAGCCAGAGCAGCCUCACUACGUUGUUGUGUGGGAUAACGUCAGCUUCCAUCGCGCUGCUCUGGCCAUGGAAGAGGCCUGCCUAGAGAUAUCAGUAGAUGCAUGCCAGGGGUGGAUCAGGCAUGCAAGAGGAUUUUACCCCCGCUGCCUGGCUGGGGCCAAUAUAGCCUGUGAUGUGGAUGAGAUUCUCUGGCCUGACCCAGACCAAAGACAAGAUGCUGUGGUGGGAUAA
This is a messenger RNA of Oreochromis niloticus (Nile tilapia), 997 nucleotides long. RefSeq lists its product as uncharacterized. The record is from RefSeq and is a predicted model, not a curated record. NCBI's taxonomy places the organism in Eukaryota, Metazoa, Chordata, Actinopteri, Cichliformes, Cichlidae. The transcript is spliced from 5 exons. The coding region runs from base 221 to 997 and encodes 258 amino acids.